This is a messenger RNA of Bombyx mori (domestic silkworm), 9193 nucleotides long. Its product is annotated as inactive dipeptidyl peptidase 10. Gene Ontology annotation, molecular function: serine-type peptidase activity. Lineage: Eukaryota; Metazoa; Arthropoda; Insecta; Lepidoptera; Bombycidae. Gene Ontology annotation, cellular component: plasma membrane. The coding region runs from base 291 to 3092 and encodes 933 amino acids. The record is from RefSeq and is a predicted model, not a curated record. The transcript has 19 exons. Gene Ontology annotation, biological process: proteolysis.
GGCAGUAUGGCGCCCACCUCGGCAGGCGACGAACGCGCGCGCUAAAACUAAACACAAAAUAAUACGUAAAUAAUAAUAUUAUUAUUAAAAUAAAAUUUUCGAAUGAUACAAAAUAAGUCAUUGAGUGUUGUUGUAAAAAUGAUAAAAACAUGAGAAAACAGUGAAUUCGUAUUGAUUUUUAGUUGUGUUACCAAACAUUCCUGCUAUUACAAAAACUCAAUUCUUAAUUAAUAUGAAUAAUCCAAAAACAAAAGAAUAAAGUGAAUCCUAUAAAACAAAUGUGAAUCAAAAUGGCGUCGUCGAAGGAGUGCGCCAAAGUGACAUCUUCAAUUGACAGUUUAAAAUUAUCGAGCAAAAAUACGUCAAAGAGUUCGUCGAAGCAUGCGUCCUCCGAAUCGGUCCUGUCGAAAAAGGACAAGGAAUGCCUCCAGAUGCAGGAGUGCAAGAAGAAGCUUCUGGCAAUGGAGCCUCAGAUUAUCGUGAGGGAUGACAAUGUGGUGUUGAGAUCUCCUCCGCAGAAGAAGAUCGUGAUGCCGCCGACCAUUAACGCUGAGGAAUUGGCCGCCUCUACUCCGACUCAACGUAACUGGCGCGGCAUCCUCAUAGCUCUGCUUGUGAUCGCCGCUGUCCUUGGUCUCAUCGUCUUCAGUAUAGUACUCCUAACGCCGGCAGGAGACGGGGGCAGGAUUAAGGGGAGGCGUCCGACCCUACAAGAUGUACUGGCUGAGCAUUACAAGCCCUUUAAUGGAACUUGGUUAACAGAUGAAGAAUUAGUGUUCAGAGACAGAUGGGGAGGCCUGACUCUGUUCAACGUGAAGAACCUGACCACGAGGCUCCUCAUGACAAAUUCUACUUUUAGAGAGUUAAACGCUGUGGACUUCAAGGUGUCUCAAGACUUGAAGUUCGUCUUGCUGAUAUCUGAUGUGAGACCAGGCUGGAGGCAUGGCCGUCUGGCGAGGUACCACGUCUAUGACGUGAUAAAUAGGAAUAAAAUCCCCAUAUCGCCAGUGGAAGACGAUCGUUCAGCGCCGCUGCUGCAGCACGCAGAGUGGUCCCCGGUCGGCUCCAGCUUAGUAUUUGUACACGACAACGACAUUUACUACAAGCCAAGAGUUUUGAAAACCCUGAUUUGCAGGAUCACUAAAGACGGUGUCCCGGGAGUAAUAUUCAAUGGAGUACCAGAUUUCUUAUACGAGACCGAAGUGUUGCGGUUAGACCGAGCAUUAUGGUUCAGUCCGGACGGUCAGACCCUCAUGUUCGCGACGUACAACAACUCCCAGGUCCAAGAACACAAAUACCCGUGGUAUGGUCUGGACGACCCCGAACCGCCCGCUUAUCCCAUAAUUAAAUCGGUCAGGUAUCCCAAGGUGAACACCAACAACCCUGAAGUGACAAUAUACGUUGUCAGUUUAAAAACGCCGAAAUAUCUGUUCCCUCAUGCGAUCCAGUUUUCAUCACAAGUGGACAAGACUUGGUACGUGCGCUGGACAGAGUGGAUGUCGGAGAAGCAGAUAGCAGUUCUGCUCCUCAACCGGGCUCAAAAUGUUUCCAUCAUCAGCGUUUGCAGUGCAGCUCAAUACAAUUGUCAAGAUAUCUACCGCGACGAGACAGACGGCUCGCGCUGGUCAGGCCUCGGGGCUGAACCGGUGGAGGAAGACUGCGGGUGGUGCUUCGGACACGCCCUCGUCGGUUCUCGGUCGGGGAUCUACACUACAUCCCCCGUAGCAGACACAACUGGGAUCUGGAGACAUGCCGUCAAAGUGUCAAUAGAUGGAAGAACCCCUCUAACACAGGGCAGCUUUGAGAUCACGCAGCUGCUAGGAUGGGAUGAGAAAAGGAAAUUCUUGUACGUGGUGGGCACGGGGGUGGACAAGCCGGGGGAGAGACAUUUGUACCGCGUCAGUGGGAUCGAGCCGGGCGUGUGGACACCACCACCGGUCUGCCUCACCUGCUCAGUGUCACCAGCACCACCUACUACCACCGAAGCAGACCCGGACGAUCUGGAAUACGAGAACGGGACAUCGUCCUUGCCGGCGUGGCCGUCCUCGACAGUACUCCCGCACGUUGCUGAUGAGAACGACUCGCUGCCCGGCGAGUGUCUGUACAACAGGAUCAUGUUCAGCAAGAACUUCUCAUAUUACGUACAGGAGUGCCUGGGUCCCGGUCCUCCCGUGACGUUCCUGUGCACGCACUGGGGGGAGCGCCGCGCCGUGCUGUGGGACGGCUGGCCACUCAGACACAAGUUUGGACAACUGGCUCAUCCGCAAGUCAAAGUGUUCAGGGUCGAGGUACAAGCAGAAAGGGAAGCCCGGGUCAGACUGCUACUGCCACCAGGGUUUAAGGAGACGGAUGACCUGCCGUUACCGCUAGUGCUGCACGUGUCCGCUGAGCCCGGAGGUCAGCUGGUGACAGAGCGCUGGUCCCCGGGCUGGGGCUGGUACCUCGCAGCCACCAGGAACUUUAUCGUCGCGCAGAUCGACGCGCGCGGGUCCGGUGGACAGGGUGAGGAGCUGAGGACGGAGAUAUACCACAAACUGAUGUCCAUAGACGUGGAAGAUCAAAUUGCCGUCCUGUCGUAUCUCCGCGACAACCUGAAGAUGGUGGACGGUAGCCGAGUGGGGGUGUGGGGGCGCGGGUACGGCGGCGGUGCGGCGGCCGCGCUCGCCGCAGAUGACGCCCGCAACGUGACGCGCUGCCUGGCCGCCGUGGCGCCACUGACCGACCUCAGACACCACAAGUCGUACUGGGCGGAGCGUUACGGCGGGUACGGGUCGGGCUGGGCGGGCGCGCUGGGUGCGGGCGCGGUGUGGCGGCGCGCCGGGAACCUGCCGCCGCGCCGCGUGCUGCUCGCGCACGCCGCCGCCGACCUGGCCGCGCCGCCUCCACACGCGCUCGCCCUGGCGCGGGCGCUGGUGCGGGCCGGGGCACUCUACACGCACCAGAUAUAUCCAGAUGAGGGGCACAACUUCGAGCGCUCGUCCAUCCACCUCCACAAGACCUUGGAGCAGUUCUUCGACGAUUGUUUCGGGCCGGUCGAGGUCGCGGACUGGGACGCGACCGGAGUCGGAGGCCUAUUCCCGUUCAGGGACUAAGUUAUUAGCAAACAGCCAACCUUAUUCCUGUGCAUACCUCCCUUCCUCCUCAUAUGUUUUAAAACUGACGCCCAAGUGGAAUUUUAUUUCGUUUUGAUUUUUCUUCACGCCGUUAAGAUGUAAAAACCGCAUACACUCCGUCUACUGAUCAACAAACAAUUCACUGUAAUGAUCACUGAAUCAGAGCUUUAGCACUUUUCUAAUUCGUAACUGUAAACUUUAAAACGUUACUUCUGUCUUCAAGAACUUUCCUAUUGUUUAUUGUUUUAUUAGCUUGCGUUGGCAAAUACUCAAACGACAUUGUCACUGAUGCAUUACCGACAUAAUUUUUUUUUUUUUUGAAAAGAACCUGGAAACAAGAGUUAACUACUUAAUAUUCUCUCAUCAAUUAUAAACAAAGGAGCUUGGAUACUAGUUUGUUUUUGAGACCAGGACACGUGUCGUUAAAAAUGUCGAUGCCGUCAAUUCAUGCACAUAUUUGGUUAUAUUCACUACAAAUGUUUAAUAAAGGGAACUUUUGAAUUUUAUUCACUGGAUAGAACAGUUAGUUCCAGGACCUAAUAUAUCCAAUGAAUGGUGACAUUACUAAUCGCUUUCUCGUUGUAGACGUAAGCUAAUAACAACAAUUACAAUGAAGCUGAGAAAGAUUCAGAAUUAACCAAUCGGCAAUAUUGUAGUAUGUAAUCAGGUUAUUUUAUCGCCUGUCUUACACACACAACGCGGGUAAUUAAGACAAGACCGGGCAGAGGUGAAAUAAAAUCGAAUAAUGACAUUUAGAUAUUAACUGUCAUGACGUAAGUACUUUGAAAUAUGCAUUUAAUAAUAAAUGUACUAUCUUGCUAUUUAUCACAGUGAAAUAAUUUAAAAAUCUAAUUGUAUUCACAAACAAGAUGAUACUCAAAGAGCAAAUCAAUCAAAGAUGCUCUGGAAAAAGAGCACGGGGUCGCCGAUACCUCGUUGAUUUUCUUAUGAUUAUUGUAAGGAAGAAAAUAUUUUAGCGGUACUUAUCAACUUUAUAUAUGUCGCUUUCAGUGUCAUAAAAAUUUAGCUUUAAAAUUUAUAAUUCCUUCUUCGAGCUUUAUCCUGAAUUUACGUGUUUUUUUCUGGAAACGCCCAAAUAAUGAAGGCGCCAAUUCAUGCAUUCGUCAAUAUGCACGCUAAUGUAUAGUUGUAACAGUCAUUGUUGGCGGCACGAAUUCUUUAAAUAAAUAUAGAUAGCUGUUGUCACCAGCCAGUGUGGAAUGCAAUCUAGUUCGGACACUGUUCUGAUAAAUAAAAAUAAUGCUGUACAAUAAAUAACAAAUAGAAGAAAUGUACAUAGUUCUGUUGGUACCUUUUUUUUGUAUUAGAGGACAGUGUUUUGGUACAUCUGGUUCGUAUUUAUUUAUAUCCUAAACACCGAAGACAGGAGAAACUCCUAGCUCCAGUGCGGAACUUUGAACAUAUCAACUACGUUAUUUGUAUGUCAUCGAUUACGAACUCAAUCAUUAUUCUAUCGAUUGCCUUGAUUUUUUUGUAGAGCCAACACAUCACUGUGCUCACUACCCACUUCCUGUAUAUCGACGCUUGAAAGGCGUGACUAAGCGAUAAUGCGUGAACUUUACAGUAGACUAAUUUAAAGUUGAAAUUAAUUUAGAAUAAAAAACUUAAAAAAAAAACUUUUUGAGACCUCGGGAGACCAGAAGGCCGGUACGUAUUUUGCACAAAGAAUUAGCAUUGCUAUCCAGCGUGGAAAUGAUGCCAGCCUUCUGGGAACUCUGCCAACCGGCGCGGCGGUGAGCUAACGCAGAUUUUCUAUUUAUAAGUAGCUUUACCUAAAUAAUUAUAAUUUUUAUUCAUUUAUUAGGUUGUUUGUAUAUUUAGAAUAUACCUGAGAAAUACCUGAAAAAAAAAUCUAUUUUAACGAAUCUAGCUGUAGGAUUGAAAUGAUUUUAAUAGACCUAGAAAUAUUUUUUUUUUCGCAUCGAAUAUGGUUAUUGCCUAUCUAUCAUUUAUGUACAAAGCAGUUAUUGUCGCUUAGUCACGUUUGCCUUUCAAGCGUCGAUAUGUUCCUCAAACUUUUUAUUUGAAGAACGAACAAUAACAGUAACGCCACGAAUAAAUUACGCGGUCAUCUUUCUAGACAAAAAAAUAUAAAUUCAGGAUACGGCUCACAAUAUUCCUCUUAGAAUCCCACCUAAGUAAUUUAGUUGGAAUAUUCUCUAGUCUCUUUCUAGUCGAGAAGUAAACGUAGGUACUAAAUAAUACUAUUAUGUUAAUUUAUAUGUUUUUUUUGUGUAUUAGCUAAGCAACGGGACAUGAGAAUUGUCUAUGUGUAUGCAAAUAGCAUAUUUCAAAUUCUUAAAAAGUAUUCAAUUAUUAAUUGCAGCAUUUUGUCGCAUUAACGGAACAAAGAGAGAUAAAUAAAUUAUUAAGCAAGAGCAUGUUAUCUUUAAAUUUAUCUUCGGUAAUUAUUACUUACCGUCUAUCAGAACAGUUAAUAAAAAAAUAUAUUGCUAUAUACACACAUGUAAGCAAAAUUCGCGUUUCAUUAUUGCUUCUAUAACUUUGCUUCUUGAGUUUAUAUUUGGAAUAAGUAUUGUUCCUAGAGACUAUUUCAUUUUUAAACAUUAAUAUAAAACUUUAAAAAAAAAUCUAUGAUCUUAUCUCAUAAUAAUAUCAAUUUAUAAACUUAACAGUCAAACAGUUCAAAGGAGACUUUUUUUUUGUAAUAAAUAAGACAAUAGUUACGAAUAAAAUUGGCUUUUGUAAUUGCUAUUUGAAUACUUUGGGCUUAUAACGGCGUUUUGUGGCGUUGCAAAACUGUGUUUUUUAAAUCAACAUAAUCCCGCCAUUUUUAAAAAAGUCACCUUUGUACUAAUCGACUGGAACAUCUAAAUAGCGUCUUAAAUAAAAUAAAAAUGCUAUUCCUGAAUUUUACUAAAAAUAAUAAUUAUUUAAUAUAAUAUUAUAAUAAAUGUUCAAAAAAAUCGGUGUUGAGACUAAAAAAUAUAUAAAUGUGAUAGGUGUUUUUAUUAUAGAAAUAUUUAAUUAAUUAUGGUAUGGUACUUUACUAUUUAGUUUUGAUUUUUUUUCUUUAAUGUUAAAUCAUGCAUGAAUAUCGAAGAUUUAAAGAAACUAAAGGUCACAUACAUUCUAUAAUAGAAAAAAAAUAUUCUGUAAAAUAAAAAAUAAAACAGGAACUGUCAAAGAAAGGUAUCAAAAAUCGUGUAUAAAAUAUUGCCUAAAGGUGUAUGUAACAAAUAAGUGAACCUACACACGAUUUUUUUCUAACUUUUAACUUGUCGAGUAGUUGACUAAAGAAUACAUUAGUGAGCUUUGUCCGAGUUUUUUAACUUCUUGAUAGCGUAAAAGUUAACUCAAAUUUGUAUGGAGUUGGAACAACUUCACUACGUUUGCCGCUAGGGGCGCUUUUCAUACCAACUCCAUACAAAUUUGAAUUAACUUUUGUAAGGCUUAACUUUUGUAACAGAAUUGUAAGGCUUUUCUCUUUCCGUAAGCAUAUAACAUGGAUCGCUACAUAAAUACAUAAGCUGGUCGACUCAACUAUCAACUUUUCCUUUUCUUAAAUCACGUAAAACUAAAAUUCAAACGACACAAUACUCUAUUCCAAUUACGAAGUCCCCUUCAAAUGGGAUCAUCUGUCAACAGAGGUUACUGUUAAAAAAAAAAUUUUUUAAUGUGUGCAAUUCACACGUGGUAGAAGUAAAACCUUUCAAAAUUAAAAUACAAUUAUCCUAAACGUCUUAAGUAUAUGUAAAAUUUUGUCAUUAGUAAAUAAUUGUAAGGUAGCGCCCUCUGUGAAUUGAUAUUUUAAUUUCACGUAUAAUCCUAAAUUAAAAUUCACUACAAGAGCUUUCAUACACACGUUAGUAUUAAAAAAUCUCACAGAUGGCGCUGUAUUAAAUAGUAUGUAUAUUUUUGUCUCAUCCUUUGCUGGCUUCAUCCUACACAUUUUUGUAUUUGUGUCUCUUACCUGUCGUUUUUUCCGUUGCAUCCGGUUUGAAAUCACAACGAUUCUAAAGAAGUUUUCACUUAAAAAAUUAUUAUUAUUUCAAAUAAUGCAAAACGUGAACAGCUACGUUCUAAUAAUUGUCAAAAGGGACUUCGUAAUUGGAAUAGAUUAUACUUCAUCCCUAAAUACUAUAAUACUAAACAUAUAAGUUUUACUCUUGCAAACUACGCACGUGAAGAAAUUGUUUACAGGGAUUCUAAAUUAAUUUAUUAACAUUUAAUUGAAUAAAAUAGGAAAGUACCUACCCUAAUAUUUGUGAAUGUAACACGUUCAUUUAUAAGCUACUUAUAUAGUAUUGAAAAUUGUAGGCUUAUUCCUACGUUGUGUCCAACAGUAUUUUUGUAAUGUGAUUAAUUAAACAAUAUUAAAUAGGUUACAAGUUUUUCUCCAUUUUAAAUUAAUAACAACCAAUCGGUACUUUUAUUGAUGACUACACGUUAGGUUUCAGUCACAGAUAUCAAAAUCAAUAAAGAAGUUGUGUGGAUGACUGUCAACUAAUUUUUCUUUUGGUGUAUAAUUAUACCGUAAAUGUAACUCAUAGUUGUUUAUUUUUCGAAAUAAAAUUUGAAAAGAAUUGAAUUAUCGAAUCUACAUCACAGAUUAAAAAAUAAAAGUUUAUUGCAAAAUAUAUCGGUGUUCUGAGAUUGGUUAUUCUUUUAAAUAAUUCUUACAAAAAAAACUUGUAACCUUUAAAUAUAUUAUUAAUGUAGUUAAAGAAAUAUUAUAUAACAUUAUAUUUUAAUAUAACGAAGUUACGACCAUCAUUUUAAAUUAUUGUUUAUAAAACAAUGUGUCAAAUCAUCAUCAACUAAUCAUCAUCAUCAGGCCAGUCGUCCACCGCUGGACAUAGGCAUAUCCUAAAUUCAUCAAUGUGCCCGAUCCUCGACUCUCCUCAUUCUAUUCUUAUCUGGUGACCCACAUUACAUUUCCCUGCACGCGGCCUCCAUUAACUCAAGAACCGGUCUGCUUCAACAACCAUCGGUUUUAGAACAUAUAUAUCCAGCCCACUACCACUUCAGCUGAUGCGUACUUCUUAUCUUUUUAAGCUAUUGCAUAACUUUUAUCGCGGGCUUUGAGCGCGGCGACCGAAUCAAGAAAUUCCGUAACGAAUAUAAAACCUAACGCGUUCAACACAUUCACACGUUGCGCUUGUGUAGUGUUUGUGAAUAAGCGCACGGCGUGACGUCGCACUGCAUAGCAUCAUGAAAAGUCUGUCCAUCUCUCUCUCGCGCGCCCUAGCUUAUGAGUGUGAAAGGGAAAGUUAAUGUUUUGCUUUUUUGUUAAUGUUUAUAAAUAUAGCGUGGUCUUAUUUUUUAUUGUUUUAAUAUUAAAUUAUUAUUGUCUAAUUAUAAUUGCAUACCUAAGUUGAUAAAAAAAUGCUAUGCAAUAGCUUUACCGCGGCAGUCCCCGAGUGCCACACGUGUUUUUUUGUAAUAAAUUUACUCGCAAUCGAUUAAUACGCCUAUGUCUAUCAAAUUCCGCAGACAAUUCGUCGCACGAUUCCACUAGGAAUAACAAUGUAUUAUAAAAAUUAAACCAGUAAAAUGUAUAUAGCUGCGUAAAAUUAUUGAUGGUAACGACUAUUGUUAGCCUGCAGUCAAUACUUAAUAGCCUGUAGUUAACAAUGAGCACUAUCCUGCUUGCACCUGUCCCAUCAUGUCUAUGGGCUCGGAUAAUCACUUCAAUUCAGGAGGUCCAUAAGCUCGUACGCCCACCGAUGCAAUAAAAAAAAAUCAAAUAUACUCCAAAACUGAGUUAUAUAUUUACAAACUUUAUGUCAUCAAAUGUCAAUGGAAAUGCGUAGUUAGCUGCCGCCCUAGGAUUGUCUAAUUUAUUUGACGGCCUGUGAUUAUUGUCUAUUUAAUAUUAUAUUUAUUCUCAAAAUAAUUGUAAAUGAUGGUCUUAAACUCCUUGUAAAACUAUAAAAAUGUCCCGAAGUGAUGAUUAUCUACAUUUAAAAAGUAUUUAAAUAGCUGUCGAUAUUAUUAAUGUAAUAAUGUGUUUAUAAAAGCUCAGUGAAUGUAUGAAUAUUUACGUUGUGAUGUUUUAAAAAGAGUAUAUUAUGAAUAAAAAGUAUUGUUCCCAA